Messenger RNA from Dermatophagoides pteronyssinus (European house dust mite), 1349 nucleotides. RefSeq lists its product as uncharacterized. NCBI's taxonomy places the organism in Eukaryota, Metazoa, Arthropoda, Arachnida, Sarcoptiformes, Pyroglyphidae. The record is from RefSeq and is a predicted model, not a curated record.
UCAAUCGAAUCAAUCAUGAUUAAUCGAUUUGUACUAGAUCGACAGCAAUUAUUUCUUAUUUCGACCACUAUUAAUCAUCGAUGGAAAAUAAUGAUGUUGUUGUUUCAUCAUUUGCCAUCAUUAUCAUUAUCAUUUGUAAAAAGAAUAUUGAUUCAAAUUAUUUUAAUUAUAAUAAUAAUAUUAUCUUUACAAAUUCCACAAAUAUCGGCGGUUGGUGGUAGAGGUGUUGCAAUAUCAUCAAAAGGAAAUCGUGGUAAACCAAUUGGUGCUAAACCAGUUGAUUCCGAUGAAGAUAGUGGUACAUUAACAGUAAUUUUAGUUGUUAUACUUCCAGUUGCUCAAAUGUUUGCCGUUUUAUUAAUAAUUAUAUUUGUAAGAUGGUUUUAUCGUUGUUUUUGUUCAUUAUUUCAAUCAUCAUCAUUAUGUUGUAAUCAAUGUUGUUGUUGUUCUGGUGGUGAUCAAUCGAAAUCAAAAUCGAAAUCGAAAAUCAAAAAAGAUUCAAAUUCCACAUUGAAACAACCAAAUAGGAAAAAUAAUCGAAUUAGUGAUCGAUCUUCAUCAUCGACGGCUACCACGACGACAACAAUACCGAUGGUUCGAAUAAAUCAACAACAAUAUUCAUGUUAUGUACCGGAACCGGUCAUCAAUAUUGAUAAUCGAAAAAAUCCGCACAACAAUCAACGUCAUCAACAUAAUCAUCAUUAUCAUCAGGAUAAUAAUGAUAAUCAAUGUUCAUCAUCAAUAUCAUCAUCGAAUCGAUCAAAUCGAUCCAGAUUGGUGAAUAAUCCGAUAAUCAUUGCAAAUAGUGCCUGUAUGAAUACCAUGCCGAAAACUACUAAUCCUUCCACCAACAGAAUGAUGAUGAGCCAUCAUCAUAAUUAUUAUCCACAAUUUUCACAGUCAAAUCAUCAUCAACAGCGAUCAUCAUUAGAAUCAACAAUGAUGAUGAAUGUCAAUCAAAAUCCAAAUUCAAAUCCAAUAACAAAUUAUGAUGAUGAUGAUUGUAAACAUGAUAAUCAUGAUUAUUCGAUUACUAUAACUGAUGAUAAUGAUAAUGUUAGUAAUUUAGAAGAAGAUUAUAGUGAUAUGAUUGAAAUCGAUGAUAAUGAUCUUGUUGAUCGAAAUCGAAAAUCAACAUUAUUCAAUCAACAACAACAACAAUAUAAUCCUUAUCAAUCAACAAUCAAGUCCAAAUUCCCGGCACAAAUAUCUUCAACAACAAAGAAAUCAUCAUUAUGUUCAAUUCAAAAUCAUCAUUCCAAUCAUUCGACAAAAUGUUUACAUACUUAUUGACUGUAUAUAAUAUAUAUAAAGAGAACCAAAUGAAAUAAAUAAAUAGAUUUCUUCAA